Molecule: messenger RNA, 7525 nt
Organism: Aspergillus costaricaensis CBS 115574
Lineage: Eukaryota; Fungi; Ascomycota; Eurotiomycetes; Eurotiales; Aspergillaceae
Gene: atrA
Product: protein kinase MEC1
Exons: 26
Coding region: 38-7411 (2457 amino acids)
Biological process (GO): DNA damage checkpoint signaling; protein phosphorylation; telomere maintenance
Cellular component (GO): nucleus
Molecular function (GO): protein serine/threonine kinase activity; protein binding
Source: RefSeq, a predicted model, not a curated record
CUGGGAGAAAUCAGGACCAUGUAUAAAGGCAUCGCCAAUGGCAACUAAUAAGCGCAAGGAGUCUCGUUUACCUAUUCCUGGGGUUGCAGAUUGGAAUCCUGCAGAGCCAGUUUCCUCUACGCUCGCAGCCAACCUUGCACCACACCUUUCAUCACAGGGUGAUGGGACGCUUGGUCUAACUAAGGAGGCAUUUUCGCAGCUCCGGCAUGAGUUGCUUGUGGGGAAAUAUAGUCAUCUUCAGCUUAAUGAUAGUAUCACUGAUGUUAAGAAACUGAUUUGCAUCGUGCUGAAAGCAGGUCUAGAGCCCUGUAUCAGAGAUGAUAGGUCGGAAUUGCAAGGUCAACUCCUGGACUGCUUGGACAUCGUCCAAAAUGCUGUUGACAAAGCCCCAUUAGCGCUUUUGGAGGUGCCAGAGCCAGAAGUUCUGGGAAAGGAUGCAGCAAGUCCCUUGUACUCGUGUCUAGUCGUCUGGCUAGUCCAUCUAUUCUCUACCUGGGACAGUGAGCCUGUCGAAGAUAGAAUCGGUGGCAUCCUCGCAAGUAUGUUCAACGCUUCACACAAUCAUACGAAGCUAUGGUCUACGUUUGUUGGUAUUACUGCCUUUGUUCGGGCCUGCACUACUGAACUCCUUGAUGCUCUUGACGCCUCUCAGUCUCGAGCUCGGCUUGUGGCCGGCUCCCCUGUAGUAUACCCGAAGCAGCCCUGUACUUUGGAUCUUGACAGACUUGGCCUGCGCUGUGGAUCUCUGAAGAAAUUGAUCAGACUUGAGAGCUGCGCUCAAACAGUCCGUCUAUGCCUUGAUAUGCUCACAUCUACAAUCAAUGCUCACGUUUCUUAUAAUAUCCCCUCUAAACGACAGGAUUUGGCAUGGCUCUCUAAUAGUUAUCGGCGCUUGUGGAAGCUCGCUGUGCUUUGGCACUCCAAAUCAGAUACUGAGGACGUCGCAAACCAAGUGCCAACCUUUUCACAGUUCCUGAGGUUCAUAAAAAGAUAUUGUGACCAUGUUCCACAUACAUCAGCGAAACAGAGGCUAGCAUACAUUUUCCUCCAGACAUUCGCAGAAACCUUUGCUCUAGAAUUGCUAAGCCAGGCUUCUGUUCUCCAAUUAAGCCUAAGCCAUGCCAUUGACAGCUUCACUAAGGCUUUCACAUCCGAAAAAAAUAUAAUGCAAUCAAUGGGGGCUACUGUGCUACCUAUUAAGAGUAACCUCGCAUUGUUCAGUUCAUUCGAUACUUGUCUUCAGGCUGCGAUCGAAUGCUCCCUCGUACAUUGUCCCAUGACUUACAAUUCCAACGCGAAAGGUGCAGAGGCAGCUUUCUGCGGGGGGCAUUCAACGGAAUUGGUAGCUAUUCACGAAUUCCCGGGUUCUGACCACUCUUCCAUUAGUGGUGUUGGGGCUGUCCGGAUGGCCAAACGUCGCUGUCUCCCGCGAUUGGAUGCCUACAGAGAAGGCCAAAAUGGGGCACAGAGGCUUAUAGCCAAGUCACUUGAACUACUUGGCUGUGAUCGGAGUGGCACCCUGGGGGAUCUGAGCUGUGCGGUUCUUACAUCAUACAUUGGACUAUCGGAGCCGGACAAACUAAGAUUCUUAUGUGUUCUGUGCAAUAUCCCCUGUGCAUUGUCUGGAAACCUGGUAGAUAUGUUGAAUGUCGAUUCAAAGGACAGUUUCAACUGUAGAAUCUGUGACUCCAAAUGCCAUGAUAUCGAACCAGAAAGCAAUUCCAGCAUUGUCAAGAGCGAUGAACUAUGUCAGAUCUUGAAUCACAUCAUUUCGAACCUUUCACGGACUGCAAACCUGAGAAUAGCUGCGACAGUUGCGUUAAGAAGGACGUUGAUGCAUACUUCCGACCCAGCUCAUAUGCAGCUUGCAUCUUCUGCUUUCGGCGAAUUUUGCCUCAAUUCUCUCAGGAGCUCUGUCAGAGAGCUACGUCUUACUACAGGACAUUCGAUAACCUCGUUCGUUCGUAGAGAUCUCGACCACGAAACCCGACGAGGUAAUUUCAUUGUCAUUCUGGACUGGUUGCGGAGCCUCUCUGAGAAACAGGAGACGCCAUUACAUGAGACAUGUAUUCUUACUUUAUGUCAUCUGGCGCAGUUUUCUAACGACGAAGAGAUGAAUAUCAUACUUCUUCGUCUGGUAGAGUACCUUGGACAUCCGAACCCGUUUAUAGGGGCGGUGGCUUAUACCGAACUCUCAGGGCUCGCACAACAUCUUUCUGUCACUCCGGCCGCCUUGUUCAGGCCUUUUUGGAGGACCUUGUCAGUGACCGUUGUGAGAAAUUUUCAGUCUCGCCCCUACAUGGCAGAACAGCUCUGCGACCUCCUGGGUAUGAAAGUGGAUGACUUCCUCAGAUUGACAGAGACCUAUGUCCUUCCAUAUCUGGUACUUACCCGGAAGCGCGAUGUGAUCAUCAGAGUUGGGGCAACGUACAAGGACGCGAAGACACCAUUCGAUAUUUGCUCAGAGAAGAACAAUCUUGCAUCGAUACUCGCUUUUUUGCUGAGCCAACCAUCGCCGAAUCCAGAAGAAUCCGUCAUGUCCGCUUUGUCGGAAGUUGAUGCUGCCUUUAGGGGCCGUACUCUGGCUGAGCUUUUGAGGAUUGAGCCGAUACUGAUUGCCUGUGACCUACUCAAAGGCCUUGGCGACUUGGGGGAGGACAAAGGCAAGAGGUUUCUCCGCGCACUUCAUCUUUUAGCCGUCCUUGUUCCACGAAAGUCAGGUCACACACCAAGACGAGCGAACCUUAUAGGAUACUUCAUUGAGGAGCAUGUCCUUGGAAUCAUUACACAGUUCGCUCAUGCUGUAAAUGACUUCCAAAUCAGACAACCUCUGAUUGAGAAAAAAAGGAACAUUGCAGCGAUUGGAGAGAUGAUAAAGGUUGCUCGUGGCCAUAUCAGUAGCGCCUUACCUCAGAUAUGCGCAUGUUUACGAGCUGCUCUUGAAAUUCAAGAGCUGUGUAAUAAUGCAUUCAUCGUCUGGAGAGUCCUGAUCAUUUCCCUGCAAGAAGAGGAAGUUGAGCCCCUUAUCGAUCAGACACUAUCAAUUGUGAUCAGAUACUGGGACAUUUUCACUGAGGAUACAAGGAAGCAAGCGUACGAACUCGUUGAUUACAUCAUGCAGUCUCACCAUGAGUUGGUAUGCGAUAUCUUCAAUACCAUGCCCUCGCUAGCUUCAAUUCCAAUACUCGACAAGCAUGAAGCCACGCUUAAUAGCAUGAAAGAGAAGAUGGAUGUACGAAGCCAUUUCCUUGCAUUCAUUCGUCGUUGUCAAAGUGAUACUGCAACGGUUGUUGAGCAAUCCUUGCAUGAGCUAGUUCCUUAUCUCUCCCAGAAUGAAGAGUUCAUUCAUAGAUCUGUUCUCAGUGAGAUUCCAGAUCCAGUUGUUGCACAGCUAACACGGUCAUUGCUCGAUUGUUGUGUGAAAUUUAACACUAGCUCGGAUGUUAUAACCAAGUUAUCGGCUGAAUGUCUAGGCUUGAUCGGCUGUCUUGACCCUAACCGAGUGGACACGGUGAAAGAAAAGAAAGGGAUUCUGGUUUUGUCUAACUUCGACAGCAUGGAAGAGACCUUUGACUUCAUACUUUUCUUCCUCCAAAACGUGUUAGUCGAGACGUUCCUAUCAGCUUCAAAUACUAGAGCUCAAGGAUUUCUUGCAUAUGCGAUGCAGAACCUACUCAGGUUCUGCGGUCUUGAUUCAGCCGUGGCCAAUCGAUCGCGUGACUUCCGAGCCGAUGAGAAAUAUCAACGCUGGCUAGAGCUACCUGAAACUGUUCGCAACAUUCUAGCUCCUUUCCUUACCUCAAAGUAUACAGUUACCAUUGGGACCCUAAACACUAACUGCAGCUAUCCCUUGUUCACAGCUGGAUUGACACAUGGCAACUGGCUACGGACCUUUGUGCAAGAUCUAUUGCAAGCCGGGAACGGUGACAAUGCGAAAUUAGUAUUCAGUGUUUGCAGCCGCAUUGUGAAAGGCCAAGACAUCUCAAUAGCAUCUUUUUUGCUGCCAUUCGCGGUCCUUAACCGUACGGUUUCUGGGAGCCCACAAGAGAAAGAAGAUCUACGCUGUGAGCUAGUGAAUGUCCUGUCACACCCAUUACCAGACACACACGACUAUGUGUAUGAGAACAUCAUAUUGUGCAGUCAGAGCAUUUUCGAGGUCCUCGACUACCUUUCAAGGUGGCUACAGGGCAAAAAGAAACAGAUAAAUGGUCUCAGGAACCCCAGCCAUCCUUCAAACCGUAACCACAAGGGAACAUCUCGCGAUGCUUUGUUAGACACCUACCAUUCGCAAGCCAAAGCUGUCGAGAUACUUCUGAGUUCGAUACCUCCAGAGGUCAUCUCCAAGAGGGCUGUUGAGUGCAAAUCAUUCUCACGGGCUCUGUUCCAUUGGGAGCAAUACAUCCGACAGUGGAAAAACCAGCAUUCUAAGCAAGGAGGCGCCGCCGUCGAACCUCUCUACCAGCGAUUACAAGAUAUCUAUAGCCGGAUCGACGAACCAGACGGUAUCGAAGGAAUUUCAAGCCAUCUGCACGUGUUAAACAUCGAUCAGCAGGUACUUGAGCAUCGAAAGGCAGGAAGGUGGGCUACCGCACAAAGCUGGUAUGAAUUGCAACUUGAGAAAGAACCAAAUGAUAGCGAAGCACAGUGGGGUCUACUCGCAUGUCUCAAGGAAUCUGGACAACAAGAUGCCAUUCUCACGCGGUUCGAGAUCUUGAAAGCAAAUAAUUCAUCUAGAAAGUUUCUGCCUUUUGCAGUAGAAGCGACCUGGAUCACAAGUAAUUGGGGAAAGCUAAAUGAGUAUCUUCAGCAGCUCUCGCGGUUGGGUAGGGGGGAAUUCAAUAUUGAGAUUGGAUUGGCCCUCAAUGCUUUCCGGCAAGGCAAGUAUACGGAAUUUUGGGAACAUAUAGAGGCCUUACGACUCAGUGUGGCCAAGUCCCUAACAGCCAACUCCGUGGUUUCGUUGCAGUCAUGCCAUGAUAGCAUUCUCAAGCUACAUACUCUACACGAGGUAGAGUCUAUAGCUCGCGCUAAAUUUGAGGAUAGUGAGAGCAAUGACUCGCGCACAAAGCUACCUGAUAUACUGGAUCGACGUUUGGAUAUCCUUGGGGGCUACAUCUCUGAUAAGCAAUAUCUCUUAGGCCUCAGAAGGGCUACGAUGGAGCUAACGAACGAAUUUACCGAUUCCGACAUAGCCGCUGCUUGGCUAACUAGUGCACGUCUGUCGCGCAAAGGCAACUUCACCAAUCAAGCCUACCAGUCGAUGCUACAUGCGGCUCGUCUUAACGAUCGAUCUGCCACUAUUGAGCACGCACGGCUCCUCUGGAAAGACGGUCAUCAUCGAAAAGCAAUACAAACACUGGAAGGCGCAAUUACUGCUAAUGAGUUCUCGUCAGAAACAGCCACAUCUCAAGAGCGUACCUCAUCGCUAAUUGCAAAUAAUGGUGAACAUCAAAAUAUGCUCUUGGCUCGAGCACAUCUGCUCCUGGCCAAGUGGACAGACAGGGCAGGACAAACACAAUCAGAUGCUAUCGUCCAGAGAUACAGGGAAGCUAUAAAGCUCCACCCUAGGUGGGAGAAGGCUCAUUACUACCUAGGCAAGCACUACAACAAAAUCCUGGAUUUGGAAAAAGCAAAACCUCUGGGAAAGGAAGCACAGAUCUACUUGAGUGGCGAGGCCUCAAAACUAGUUGUUGACAAUUACCUCCGGUCAUUGGCCCAUGGCAACAAAUACGUAUUCCAGUCCUUGCCCAAAAUCUUGACACUCUGGCUAGAACACGCUUCUACCGUCGACCAGCCGUUUGAUCCAAAGAGAGGCGACAACGAAGAUUUCCAAAAGCACACUCUGAGUCAGCGAAAAAAGAGCCUCGAUGAUAUGCAUACACAACUCAAGAAAUAUGUGAACAGGAUCCCGGCUGCUCUGCUCUUCACCAUUCUCCCUCAAGUUGUUGCUAGGAUAUGUCACCCAAAUACGACAGUAUACGACUUAUUGACCAAGAUCGUAGCCAGGGCAGUUAACUCAUUUCCCCAACAAGGGCUAUGGACUGUCCUCGCAGUGGUUAAGUCCUCUUCCAAGGACCGGGCAUCCAGAGGAAUAAACUGCCUGCAGAAGAUUACGGAAGUCAACAAGAAACUGAAAAAUCAGCCAUCGUCAGAUAUGCGUGGCAUGAUAAAUCAAGGACAGAAGUUCUCAGAGGAAAUGCUAAGGUUGUGUAUAGCUCGCAUCGAAGACAAAGUCCUGAGAGUCAGUCUGCGUGAUCUGAAGUUCAGUCAUAAGGUGGCGCCUUGUAGGCUUGUGGUGCCGUUCCAAGCAAUGUUAACGCCGACGCUACCAGCCAGCCAUAAACCUGAAUACCUGAAAGGUUUCAGGGCCUUCCCUAGGGAUCCUACGACUAUUGAAGCCAUACUGGACGAUGUGCAGGUCUUGAAUUCUCUCCAGAAACCACGAAGGAUAGGGAUCCGGGGCUCAGACGGAAAAGUAUACAACAUUCUGUGCAAACCCAAGGAUGACCUGCGCAAAGAUCAACGGCUCAUGGAAUUCAACAACAUGAUCAAUCGGCUCUUCAAAAAGGAUGUGGAAUCGAGUAAACGACGGAUGUAUAUCAAAACGUACGCUGUGACACCGCUGAACGAAGAAUGCGGGCUAAUCGAAUGGGUUGAUAACCUUCGUACUUUGAGGGACAUUGUUAUCAAGCUCUUGAGAGAGAGAGGCAUCGCGCCAAACUAUAAUGAGAUCAGACACGACCUGAACGAAGCAUGCUCCGACAACUCAAAACUCCAUCUUUUCACAACAAAAGUUUUGUCAAAGUUUCCUCCAGUUCUGUAUGAAUGGUUCAUUGAAAUGUUUCCUGAAGCAGGAUCAUGGUUUGCUGCCAGAAUUCGCUAUACUCGUUCCUGUGCUGUCAUGUCCAUGGUUGGGCAUGUCCUAGGGUUAGGUGAUCGACAUGGUGAAAAUAUACUGUUCGAGGAAGGCACGGGAGGUGUUCUACAUGUCGACUUCAAUUGCCUUUUCGACAAGGGAUUGACAUUCGAUAUACCUGAAUUGGUUCCGUUUCGUUUGACCCAAAACAUGGUUGAUGCGUUCGGUGCCUAUGGAUACAAUGGUCCGUUCCGCAAGACAUGUGAAAUUAGUCUUGGUCUACUUCGCCACAACGAAGACGCACUCAUGACCGUUCUGGAGACGUUCUUGCAUGACCCUACCACGGACUUCAUCGGGAAGAAGCGUCGUACACAUGCCAAUGCCCCAGAGACACCUGCCGGUGUUCUAGAGAAUGUUCGCAACAAACUUCGUGGCCUUCUACCUGGGGAAUCAGUCCCCCUUUCGGUAGACGGUCACGUAGACGAACUAAUUGUACAAGCAACGGAUGUAAAGAAUCUAGCUGCUAUGUAUAUUGGCUGGUGCGCCUUUUUCUAGAGGUGCUUCUCGACACUGGCCCUGGUCCUGGGUGAUUUGUGAUUGCUGGAGCUAGAUUGCGGAUGACUUGGGUUUCCUAAAUUUCUCCCGUGCACAAGAUAACUUUACAUUAUU